Molecule: messenger RNA, 2626 nt
Organism: Mus musculus (house mouse)
Lineage: Eukaryota; Metazoa; Chordata; Mammalia; Rodentia; Muridae
Gene: Prrt2
Product: proline-rich transmembrane protein 2
Exons: 5
Coding region: 401-1441 (346 amino acids)
Cellular component (GO): postsynaptic density membrane; presynaptic membrane; axon
Source: RefSeq, a predicted model, not a curated record
GCAUUGCUGCUGCUGCUUUCCAAGAGUAGGAAGGCUUCAGUUCUGCAGGCUCCCUUCUCUUGAAACCCCACGCAGUUCCCCUGCAGCCACCCCAAACUUAGACCUGUUUGCUUAACCCAUCUAUGCUGCUCAGGGUGCCUCCACCCAAUCCUCACUGGUCCGUCUCUUCGCAGACCUAGGUCUCUGCCAGGAUCCCCCGGUGACCGUUGGCGGGAGGGGCCGAGGACUUAGGAAGAAGGGGGUGCCCCACCAGGAGCAGCAGCGGCGGUGGCGGCGGGACGCAGGAGCAGUCCCGAGGCUGGCAGCGGAUGAGACUGGGACCAACUGAGACUGCUGGAUUUGCUACUGUCACUGUUGUCUCCUCUUCCCCACGGGCCCUCUCCCAUCUCGCUUCUCUAAGAUGGCAGCCAGCAGCUCUCAGGUCUCUGAGAUGAAGGGGGUGGAAGACAGUUCCAAAACCCAGACAGAAGGUCCCAGGCAUUCUGAAGAAGGACUAGGUCCUGUCCAGGUUGUAGCAGAGAUCCCAGACCAGCCAGAGGCCCUUCAGCCGGGCCCAGGCAUCACUGCAGCCCCUGUGGACUCAGGGCCUAAGGCAGAGCUGGCACCAGAAACCACAGAGACCCCAGUUGAAACCCCAGAAACAGUCCAGGCCACAGACCUCAGUUUAAACCCAGAAGAAGGCUCCAAGGCCAGCCCCAGCCCCAGCCCCAGCGAGGCACGCCAAGAGCCAGCAUCCAAACCAGAUGUGAACAGAGAGACUGCAGCAGAGGAAGGGUCUGAGCCGCAGUCUACAGCCCCUCCUGAGCCAACCUCGGAGCCUGCUUUUCAGAUAAACACCCAGUCAGACCCUCAGCCAACUUCCCAGCCUCCUCCUAAACCACCCCUUCAGGCAGAGCCCCCCACCCAAGAGGACCCUACCACAGAGGUCCUGACAGAAAGUACAGGGGAAAAACAAGAAAACGGAGCAGUGGUUCCCCUUCAGGCUGGUGACGGGGAAGAGGGCCCAGCCCCCCAACCUCACUCACCACCCUCAACUAAAACACCCCCAGCCAAUGGGGCUCCCCCCCGUGUGCUGCAGAAACUCGUUGAGGAAGACAGAAUAGGAAGGGCACACGGUGGGCAUCCAGGAUCUCCUCGAGGUAGCCUAAGCCGUCAUCCCAGCUCCCAGCUGGCAGGGCCUGGGGUGGAAGGGGGCGAAGGCACCCAGAAACCUCGGGACUAUAUCAUCCUUGCCAUCCUGUCCUGCUUCUGCCCCAUGUGGCCUGUCAACAUUGUGGCCUUCGCUUAUGCCGUCAUGUCCCGGAACAGCCUGCAACAGGGGGACGUGGAUGGGGCUCAACGUCUGGGCCGAGUAGCCAAGCUCUUAAGCAUCGUGGCGCUGGUUGGGGGGGUCCUCAUCAUCAUCGCCUCCUGCGUCAUCAACUUAGGCGUGUAUAAGUGAGGGGCUCUGCCCUGCAUUCCAAGACUUUUCUUCCUGUUGGGAGCUGUCUUGGGUCCAUCCCUGUCCUGGGAGAAUCCCAGUCCAUGGCCCUGGCCCCCAUCUCUAGGGACCAAGGGAGCCUGAGCGGCCUUGUUUACAGCUUCUUUCCCCCUGCAUCCUGCCAGGCUCCUCUGCCAGCCAUAGGCUUCCUUUCUCCCUGCACUUUUGCCUGCAGACCCCCACCCCACUCCUGCCUCUUGACCUCCCUAACCCUGCACUCUGAAAACCUCUCUGCACUUCUGGAAGCCUUCCUGAACAUCUAAAUUGUACUCUGCACCUCUGCAUCUCUCCCAGCCUCCCUGCACUUCUUCCUGCCUCUGGAAUCCUCUGAACCUUAUCCCUGGCCUCCCAACGUUCAUUGUCUUGGUAUCUAACCCAUCCCGUUCUCCCCUUCCUUAACACCGUUUUUCCCCUUGCCACGUCCCCUGACCCUUUCUCCCUUUUCAUCUCCCCCUUAGCGUCUUCACCCUCCUGCCAACACUUAGUCUGCAAAAACUGCAGUACUUAGGUCAGGCUGAGGGAAGAAGGAUGGUGUGGGGAGAGGAGCCUAGCUGGGGGCUCUGACUGUUCUCUACUGGGGACCACCCAGGCCCAGACCAUACCCUACCCCUACCCCUAAGGUGCCUAUUGGGUCCCAAAGCUGGCAAGUGAGUCCUCACCUGGGGGACCUUCUGAGAGUCCUUAUUCUGAACAUCCAGGGGAGGAAGGGGCAUAGCUGCGCCUGAAGAGUCAGCCUGAAUUGAUCUGCCCGUUUGGGCUUUUUAACCUCAGAGUUUCUUGUUUGAAGGUCUAUUUAUGUGCUUUGUAAACAGUAGAAUUCAAAACAAAACAAACAAACAAAAACAGGACCAAAGUUCCCAGCUGCAGGGAGCAAGGGAAGGGUGGGGGAGCUCUGUAAUUAUUCUCUAAGAGGAUGAGGGAGGUUUGUUGCACGCGACAGCCCUCUGAGGAGGCAGAGAGCCAGCUGCGAUGCAUUUCAGAGUUGGCGGGGUUUUUUGUUUGUUUCCUUUCUUUUUUAAAAAAAAAAAAAAAAGUUGGGGGAAAACUAAAAUUCCUUUUCAAAAAAUAAAACUGAGUCUCCCUUUUUGUAUGCUGAAUGCUGCAUGAGUCUUAAACACUAAUAAACAGAGAAUGCAUGAGACUGGC